AUGCCCUCCAAGACCUGGUCCAACAUGACCGACCCAACCUGGCGCGGCAACUCCAAAGCCAUCAAGCACCUCCUACCCGCCCUUUGUCUCAUCUCCCUCGCCUGCUUCGCCGUCUCCCUCUCCUUCUGCGUCGAUCUCCUCCGCUGGCCCCUCGACACCAGCGUCCGGAGACCCUACACCCGUCCCUCGGCAGCAAUCGUCUUCUUCUACACCUCCUCCCUCCCCCUCGCCACAACCCUCGCCGCUCUCCUCUCCUAUCUCCUACAUCGCAUCAACCGCCUCUACCCAACCUUGUCCAUCAUCUGGUCCAUCGUCGUCUUCGGCAGCUGGUGCUACAUCCUGAUCGCCUGGGGAACCUGCGAAUACAGCUCCGACUUCGGCAGCGGCGACAUUUGUCCGCGCAUGUACAUUUACGACGAGGACGCGGUUGGGGGAGGGUUGUAUGGGUAUGGAGGGAAUGGGAGGUAUUGGGCGAGGAUCGUCCUGGGCACGUUGGCGUGCGUGGGCAGUUUGGUGGAGUUGGGGUUGGCGUGUGAGGCGGUGGAGAGGGGGAGGCAGGUGAGGUUGCCGGUACAUACUUGUAAGGUUUGCUGUGGGGAGGAGGCGGAGAAGGAGAAGGAGAGGAAGGGGAAGAGGGUCAUGGAGGAAAUUGUCGACCUCUGA
Messenger RNA from Zymoseptoria tritici IPO323, 663 nucleotides. RefSeq lists its product as uncharacterized. NCBI's taxonomy places the organism in Eukaryota, Fungi, Ascomycota, Dothideomycetes, Mycosphaerellales, Mycosphaerellaceae. The coding region runs from base 1 to 663 and encodes 220 amino acids. The record is from RefSeq and is a predicted model, not a curated record. The transcript has 3 exons.